CCGGAGCAUAAGGUUAUUGGGAGGAGCUUCAAUGAGACACUGACAUAAGGUGAUUCAAUUUAUAUAGUGAUGUAUUCGAGAUUUCAUCUCUAUGGCGAGGUUAAGGACCAAAUCACGAACGCACCGGAAUGGAUCCGUUAUCAAACAAGAUCCACCUCCCCACAACUACCCCUCUCCAGUGGGUGAGGAGGGGGUCAUCGACUCCUUGAAUUCAGUUGUGCAACUCAUGUUCAUCAAUCCUCAGAGGCCCAGGACUAACUGUACCCUUAUUAAAAUCUGAACAUCUUAAAAUGGCGUCUACUCUUGAUGUGGCUGCUGCACGAGCGGCGUUCCCGGCUCUUAAGGGAGAGCAGAUUUACAUGGACAAUGCAGGAGGAAGUCAAGUUCUUGGCACCGUUGCGGAUUCUAUUCACUCCUACUUGUUGAACACCAAUGUCCAGCUUGGUGCUACCUACAAGAUAUCUCAGAGUUCUACUGCAGCUUAUGACAAUGGAUAUAAGGCUGCAGCAGGCUUUAUCAAUGCGCAGCCCGAGGAGAUCAGCAUUGGAGUAUCAACCACUCAGCUGUUACAUAAUCUCUCCACGGCACUCAAGUUCCAGCCUGGUGAUGAGCUCAUCGUAUCCAAGCUCAACCAUGAGGCUAACAGUGCACCCUGGGCCCGCAUCGCGGAGCGCCUCGGGUUGACCGUGAAGUGGUGGGCAUCGUCCGACCCAAAGAAUCCAACGUGUGAUGUGGCAGAUCUGAAAACCCUCUUGUCAGGCAAGACUCGUCUGGUUGCGUGUCCACAUGUUUCAAAUAUCACAGGCACCAUUAGCCCCAUCCGGGAGAUUGCCGAUGCUGUCCAUGCUCACCCGAGAGCACUCCUCUGUGUUGAUGGUGUCGCUCUCGCACCCCAUCGCCCAGUCGACGUCCAAGCCCUCGGAGUAGAUUUCUACGUAUUCUCGUGGUACAAGGUCUACGGCCCCCACUUGGCACAACUAUACGCCUCCUCUCGCACCCAUGAUCAAAUCGACUCGCUAGCACACUUCUUCAAACCCACCGACACGCUAGACCAGAAGCUCAACCUUGCCUCGGCCAACUACGAGCUCACCCAGAGUAUUCCCGCCGUCGUGGCGUACUUUGGCACGGAUCCUAGCACAACGUGGACGGCCAUGGCCGCGCACGAGGAACGCCUGCAAGAGAUUCUGUUGCGGUUCCUGGUGGCGGAUGACCGGAUCACGAUCAUCGGCGAGCCGCGUGGGAGCCAAGAGCUGCGGACACCGUUGAUUAGUUUCGUUGUGCGAGGGGUGAAGAGUCAGAGGUUGGUUGAGGCGGUUGAGUCGCGGUCUCCGUAUGGAUUCCGGAAUGGCCAUAUGUAUAGUCACCGGCUACUAAAGGACGUGUGUGGAUUAGACGAUGUGGAUGACGGAGUGGUUCGUGUGAGUCUGUCGCAUUACAAUACUGAGGCGGAGGUGGCGGGGCUAGUGACCGUUCUCCAGGAGGCUCUGGCAGAGUUAUCGUAGAAUUGAUGAUGGGAGUGGCAUCGGUGAGAGAAUGAGUCAUAUUGAGUGGGCUAGCUUAUGGAAGAAGAGGACCGAAUGAUGAUCGAUGAGUUUUUUUGAUAGCCACCAUUUCCAGGGAGUUCGGUCUCCGGACCACUCUCGACCUCGUGACUUUCGAGGGUGUGGGGGCCGAUGCCGGCGUCUUGCCCAUCUCGUCAUUUUAGAUAGAAAGCGCCGAUAGGAUAUUAUGGAGAUACUUGUGAUAAAGCAACGAAGCGUCGUUCUCAAGAGGGUAA
Messenger RNA from Penicillium brasilianum, 1777 nucleotides. The record is from the annotation of a GenBank genome assembly. NCBI's taxonomy places the organism in Eukaryota, Fungi, Ascomycota, Eurotiomycetes, Eurotiales, Aspergillaceae.